Messenger RNA from Aspergillus ochraceoroseus IBT 24754, 3994 nucleotides. RefSeq names its product 5-oxoprolinase. Lineage: Eukaryota; Fungi; Ascomycota; Eurotiomycetes; Eurotiales; Aspergillaceae. The transcript is spliced from 2 exons. Gene Ontology annotation, cellular component: cytosol. The record is from RefSeq and is a predicted model, not a curated record. Gene Ontology annotation, biological process: glutathione metabolic process. The coding region runs from base 56 to 3895 and encodes 1279 amino acids. Gene Ontology annotation, molecular function: 5-oxoprolinase (ATP-hydrolyzing) activity.
UCAGCAGUCAUUUCCAUUUCCCCUCCCCGAGAAGCCCUUGGUGAUCGUCGACAAUAUGGCUGGCACCGGGAAGAUUACCAUCUCUAUCGACCGAGGUGGAACGUUUACUGAUGUCCAUGCGGUUGUACCCGGACAUCCCGACAUCAUUCUCAAGCUUCUCUCUGUUGACCCCGCACAUUAUCAAGAUGCCCCGACCGAAGGUGUGCGCCAAAUCCUGGAGAUGGUUACAGGCAAGCCACACCCUAGAGGACAGCCGCUAGAGCUGGGGCCGAUUGGGAGCUUGCGAAUGGGGACGACAGUGGCCACCAAUGCGUUGCUGGAGAGGAAAGGCGCUCGCUCUGCCUUGCUCACCACCAGGGGGUUCCGGGAUCUCUUGAAAAUCGGAGAUCAAUCUCGUCCCAAUAUCUUUGAUCUAUCAAUGGCCCGGCCAGGCGUCCUGCCGGAGUCCGUGGUAGAGAUUGACGAGCGAGUGGUUCCGUGCCACCCUCUGUCGGACAAGGACUGCUUUUCCGGGGCUCGCAUCGUCCAAGGAGUCACAGGCGAGAAGUUCCGCGUGGUCAAGGCAUUGGAUCUUGAGAAAGUGCGGCCCGAGCUUCAGCGGUUGAAGGAUCGAGGGUUCCAGUCCUUAUCCGUGGCUCUCGUACAUUCGUAUGCUUAUCCCGAACAUGAGCGCCUUAUUGGAGACAUGGCGGAGAGCAUGGGAUUUUCCGUCACACUGUCUUCCAAAUUACAACCCAUGAUUAAGAUUGUUCCUCGCGGCAUGUCUGCUGCCGCGGAUGCUUACUUAACUCCGGUAAUUAAGACCUACAUUGAUUCUAUCUCUUCGAGCUUCGCUGGUGGGCUCUCCAACCAACACUCCUGUAGAUUCGAGUUUAUGCAGUCUGAUGGUGGUUUGGUUGACUUUCGCAAAUUUAGUGGCCUGAAAGCUAUCCUCUCCGGCCCUGCAGCGGGUGUUGUUGGCUUUGCAGCCACGAGCUGGGAUCCGAUAGAAAAGAUUCCUGUCAUUGGCUUUGAUAUGGGCGGGACGUCCACGGAUGUCUCGCGCUUUGACGGUCACUUGGAGCAUGUGUUUGGGUCCAAGCUUGCCGGUAUCCAGAUUCAAUCGCCACAGCUGGAUAUCAACACUGUUGCCGCGGGAGGAGGCUCUAUCCUCAACUGGCGCAACGGGCUGUUCUACGUUGGGCCGGAAUCUGCUUCAGCGCACCCUGGUCCGGCUUGCUACCGGAAGGGAGGGCCGCUCACCGUCACGGAUGCUAACCUGUUCCUUGGUCGCCUGUUACCGGAAUUCUUCCCGCAUAUCUUCGGUCCAAAUGAGGACCAGCCACUUGAUCUUGAAGUCACUACACGGCUGUUCACUGAGCUGACACGGACUGUAAAUGCCGAGCGGAAGCAGAAGGGCCAAUCGGAAUAUACUGCGGAAGAAGUUGCACUGGGCUUCUUGAAGGUGGCCGACGAGUCAAUGGCCCGUCCCAUCCGCAAUCUUACUGAGGCGCGAGGCUACGAGACCGCUACCCAUCAUCUCGCGUGCUUUGGUGGCGCUGGAGGGCAGCAUGCAUGCUCAGUGGCCGCAUCCCUCGGUAUAUCCCGCAUUAUCAUCCACAAGUUCUCUUCUGUUCUUUCAGCGUACGGACUGGCCUUGGCAGAGGUGGUGAAGGAAUCCCAGGAACCCGUCUCGACUAAAUACCAGACCUCCAAAGGAGACCUUGAGAGGAAGCUGGGUGACAUGACUGACGCCUCGAUCGCUGAUAUGAUCGAGCAGGGAUUCUCUGCAGCUCAAAUCCGACAUGAGCGCUAUCUGAACAUGCGCUACGACGGCUCCGACACUAGCCUGAUGAUUUUGGAGCCUGAAGACGGCUCUGACUUCCUAAACGAAUUCCGUAUUAGACAUCGGAGAGAGUUUGGAUUCAACUCUGACAGGGAUGUUCUCGUUGACGAUGUGCGUGUUCGCUCGAUUGCGUCGUCGAAGGUGCGCGAUGAGAAAAGUCCUCUUGUACAAUUACGAGAAGCUACGAUGCGUGACAUCACCACCUCCCCAGACAAUUCUACGAAGACUUAUUUUGAUGGGCAAUCAACUCGUAUUGACACCCCCGUUUACCUCCUUGAUAAGAUCGAGAGAAACUCUCGGAUUCAUGGACCGGCUAUCAUAAUCGACAAAACACAAACCAUCGUGGUUGCGCCUGACGCGGUUGCCAGCAUUUUGGAGACUUGCAUCGUUAUCGACCUGAAAGAAGCCAAGACCGCCACGCCGCCAGAGGGUGUUUCGUCUGGUAUAGACACCAUCAGACUGAGUAUCUUUGGCCACCGAUUCAUGUCCAUUGCGGAGCAAAUGGGUCGAACUCUCCAGAAGACAUCAGUUUCGACCAAUAUCAAGGAGCGCCUAGACUUCUCCUGUGCACUGUUCUCGCCCGAUGGCGGUCUUGUGGCCAACGCGCCCCAUGUGCCCGUCCAUCUGGGUUCUAUGCAGUUUGCUGUCCGCUACCAACAUCAAAAAUGGCUUGGAAAUUUGAAGGACGGGGAUGUUUUGGUUGCCAACCAUCCUAGCUGCGGUGGUACUCAUUUGCCAGAUAUUACAGUAAUUACCCCCGUCUUCGACAGACCUGGCGGUCAAGAGAUCAUGUUCUAUGUUGCUUCUCGCGGCCACCACGCCGAUAUAGGAGGGAUUUUGCCAGGUUCUAUGCCCCCCAAAUCCACUGAGCUCUGGCAGGAAGGGGCCGCCAUCGAAGGCGACAAGGUCGUGAGCAAUGGUGUCUUUGACGAGGAGCGCAUGAUUGAGCUUCUGGUUCAUAAGCCCGCACAGUACCCAGGCUGCUCCGGGGCUAGAUGCAUUAGCGAUAACUUGUCCGAUCUGAAGGCGCAGAUUGCCGCUAAUACUCGUGGCAUCACUUUGAUCCAAGCCCUCUUUGCCGAGUAUGGCGUCGACACCGUGCAGAAGUAUAUGUAUGCGAUUCAGGCCACCGCUGAAACCGCCGUACGCAAUCUACUGAAGGAUCUCCACCAUAGAUUCGGUGGAAAGCCUUUGGAAGCAGUCGACUACAUGGAUGAUGGAACUCCCAUCCGCCUCACGGUUACUAUCAAUGGAUCUGACGGUUCUGCGAUCUUUGACUUUGAAGGUACUGGACCACAGGUGUACGGAGGUUGGAAUGCCCCCAUCGCCAUCACCCACUCUGCCAUCAUUUACUGUCUUAGGUGCAUGAUCGCCUCGGACAUGCCGCUCAACCAAGGCUGUUUGGCGCCCAUCGACAUUCGAGUUCCGCCUUCCUGCCUGCUCUCGCCUACCAGGAACGCCGCUGUUGUCGGUGGAAACGUCGUCACCUCCCAGCGCAUUACGGACGUGGUCCUCAAAGCCUUCCGUGCCUGUGCCGCGUCUCAAGGUUGCUGCAACAACCUCACGUUCGGUACCGAUUCCAAGCAACACCCAGAGACCGGCGAAGUCACCCCAGGAUUCGGCUACUACGAGACGAUUGCGGGAGGCAGCGGCGCAGGGCCGACCUGGACCGGGGAGUCCGGGGUCCAUGUACACAUGACCAAUACCCGGAUUACAGACCCGGAGAUCCUCGAGAAGCGGUAUCCGACCUUGUUGCGCCAGUUCACCCUGCGGCCCGAAUCAGGCGGCAAGGGCCUCCAUCCUGGGGGCGAUGGUGUCGUCCGAGAGAUCGAGUUCCUUACCCCCAUGGAAUGCUCGAUUCUAUCCGAACGACGAGUGCACCGUCCUUACGGCCUUGAGGGAGGGGAACCUGCGGAGACUGGCCUGAACCUCUGGAUCACGCAGGAUCUCGAGACCGGUGAAGACCACACCGUGAAUAUUGGUGGCAAGAAUACCGUUUCAGUCCGGACGCAUGAUCGGAUUGUCAUCAUGACUGCGGGAGGAGGUGGCUGGGGUCGGGCAGUGGAGUAGUUUUUUCCUUCCUUUCUUUCUUUUUUUUUUUCUUUUUACAGUUCAUAAUAGCGUUUUAUAUAAAUUGCAUUUCUCAGAUGUCCACAAUAGAACAGAGCG